Messenger RNA from Gorilla gorilla gorilla (western lowland gorilla), 579 nucleotides. Its product is annotated as small ribosomal subunit protein eS17-like. Gene Ontology annotation, molecular function: structural constituent of ribosome. Lineage: Eukaryota; Metazoa; Chordata; Mammalia; Primates; Hominidae. The transcript is spliced from 2 exons. Bases 1 to 579 code for a protein of 192 amino acids. Gene Ontology annotation, biological process: translation. Gene Ontology annotation, cellular component: ribosome. The record is from RefSeq and is a predicted model, not a curated record.
AUGCCAGGUUUUAGUGAGGAUGUGGAGCAACCGAAUCUCUCAUCCAAUUGUGAAAAUGAAUCAUCAUUAUCUACUAGAAUUCACCAUCCACAGGGCCUCUGUCCCAGCAAUUUUUACCGCUACAUAAAUACCCAGGAGAGUGACAGCAAAUGUGCAAAAAGACCUGCCAACAUCGGGCACGUUCACACCAAAACUGUGAAGAAGGUGGCCCGGGUCAUCAUAGAAAAGUACUACAUGUGCCUGGGUAACAAUUUCCACACAAAUAAGUGUGUGUGUGAGGAGAUGGCCAUUAUCCCCAGCAAGCAGCUCCGCAAUAACAUAGCAGGCUGUGUCAAGCACCUGAUGAAGUGGAUGCAGAGGGGCCCACUGAGAGGUAUUUCCAUUAAGUUGCGGGAGAAGAAGAGAGAAAGGAGAGACAAUUAUGUUCCCAAGGUCUCAGCCCUGGAUCAGGAGAUCACUGAAGUAGAUCCUGACACUGAGGAAAUGCUGAAGCUUUUGGACUUUGGCAGUCUGUCCCGCCUGCAGAUCACUCAGCCUACAGCUGGGAUGAAUUUCAAAAUGCCUCCGGGGGCUGUUUGA